This is a messenger RNA of Parus major (Great Tit), 1000 nucleotides long. Its product is annotated as zinc finger protein 239-like. Gene Ontology annotation, molecular function: DNA-binding transcription factor activity, RNA polymerase II-specific; RNA polymerase II cis-regulatory region sequence-specific DNA binding. The annotation marks the transcript as partial. Gene Ontology annotation, cellular component: transcription regulator complex; PcG protein complex. The record is from RefSeq and is a predicted model, not a curated record. Gene Ontology annotation, biological process: regulation of transcription by RNA polymerase II. NCBI's taxonomy places the organism in Eukaryota, Metazoa, Chordata, Aves, Passeriformes, Paridae. The transcript has 2 exons.
CAGUAGUGUUAAUUUGCAUUUCUAAAGCUCCCCUUCUGGCUGCCUGGAAUGAAGCUUCUAUUCCAAGGCGGCUGUGGGAUGACUCAUACGUGGACCCCCCCACCAUCUGGAUUUCUCAUUCCCAAGCCUUGGCCAGAUGGAGGAGGAGGAAAAGCCUUGGAGAUCCCAAAUGAGGAGGGGCUGCAAACCCAGCCCAGGGAGCUGCAUGGAAGAAGGACCCACCCUGUCCCAGGAAGGUAGCAGGAAGUCCAGCAGGAGCUCAGAGCUGGUGGAGAAGCCUCAUGGUAGGGAGAAACGGUACAAGUGCUUGGAAUGUGGAAAGGCUUUCAGCCACAGCUCCAGCCUGAUCCGGCACCAGGUGAUCCACACUGGGGAAAAGCCCUACGGGUGUGGGCAGUGUGGGAGGAGCUUCAGUGACAGCUCCAACCUGGUCCGGCACCAGCGGGUCCACACUGGGGAAAAGCCCUACGAGUGUGUGGAAUGUGGGAAGAGCUUCAGCAGUAGCUCUAACCUUAUACAACAUCAAGGGAUCCACACCGGGGAGCGGCCCUAUGACUGUGGGGAAUGUGGCAAGAGCUUCAGAAGCAUCUUUAUCUUGAUGCAACAUCAGAGGAUCCACACUGGGGAAAAGCCCUAUGAGUGUGGGGAAUGUGGGAAAAACUUCAGCCAGAGUUCCAGCCUGAUCAGUCAUCAGGUGAUCCAUACAGGGGAACGGCCCUACACUUGCUUGGAAUGUGGAAAGAGCUUUGGGUGGAGGUCUGAACUGAGAAAACAUCAGCUCAUCCACACUGGGGAGAGGCCCUAUGAGUGUCCCAAGUGUGGGAAGAGGUUUAAGACCAGCUCCAAUCUCCUCCUACAUGAGCGGAUUCACACAGACGAGAGGCCCUUCCGCUGCCCCGACUGCGGGAAGGGCUUCAAGCACAACUCCAACCUCACCGUCCACCGGCGCAUCCACACUGGGGAGAGGCCCUACGAGUGUCCCCAGUGUGGGAAGAGCUUC